UUAAAAUGUAAAACAUGAAAAUUACUUGUUAUUGUUGAUUUAAAAAAUAUAUUAUAUUGUUAUAUUGUGUGGGUAUCUUUAUGCCCAGAGAGAACUAUAAAAGGUUAAUUCUGGUUGACAGAGCAGAUUAGAAACAAAUUUGAGUAAAAACUGCUGCAUGUCUCACCACAAUAUGUAAUAUGUGUUUCUCUUUUUAGACAAGAAAAAUGUCAAACAGCUGGACGUUACAGCCCAAUCAGAACCCCACCAGGCCUGGUGUCUUGGAGAGUCUGAGCAGUCAGGAGAGGACACUGGCUGUGCUGCUGGAACAGGCUUUCAGGAUCAAGGAGGAGGUGUCAGCAGGUCUGCAGUCCGCCCAGGGCUGCGUCCAGGUCGAGGCACUGUCUCGCAAGCUGCUGGAGAAUCACAUACUAACUAUUACACGCAUUGUCAAGCAGCUUAGCAUGGACAUACAGGCCCUGGAGAGACAGAUAGCCCUGCGGGACUCCAUUGCCUCUGGAACCACAAUGGCUAUUCAAAGCCUGGAGCAGAAGAACAUGGCUGGCAUUGGAGACCUGAGAGGAAGAGUAGCCAGGUGUGAUGCCGGCAUUGCCAAGCUGAGCGCUGACGUGAGCUCCGGGGAACUGCUGGUGAUUAGGCUGCAGCAGGAGAUGGCAGCGCUCAGGUCAGCAUUGGACGUACGGGUCAAAGAGCUGGAAGUCAAGCUUCAUCAUGACCUGGGGAGGCUGGAGGCCUCGUUGUCAGAGCAUUCCCAUGGACAAAAGAACUCCCUGGCGGAUCUGCAUACACAAGUUAAACUACUAGGAGCCAGGAUGUCAGGUGAACUGAAGGAAGUCAAGAAGCAAACCGAUUGGCUAAGGAAGUUGACACAACAACAGUUUGACAGUUUAGCCCAGGCUCAUGCGGACAGCAGCCAGCAGAACCGCACACAACUGCAGGACAAAAUGCUAGAGGCAGAGUCAAGAUUAGGUGCUCGGCUACGUGCUCUGGAGGUCCGUGUGGAGCACGUUGAAGCCCAGCAGGAGCAGGCCAAACGCAGUCAGGCUGAACAGCUGAAACGCUCUGUAACCAAACUCAGUAAAAGAAUGACCUCAGGGGAGAGCGGCCUUCAUCAGGAGCUGCAACUGCUCAAACAGGAAUACCACAAAGGGUUCCUGUCUGUGCAUGAUGCCAUUGAGUCCCUGAGACAGAUAGGUGACAUCAAAUCCCGCCUUGACAAGAAGAAGCUUCAGAAGGAUAUCAGGCACAUCGGCAGUAAAGUGGCAGAGCUCAAUGACUUGUGACAUUAUCAGCUGAAGCAACUGAGGCCAUAGCUUGAAUCAAACUCUUUGAAAUCAAAAGACAAGCCAGGCGAUGUUCCUCACUAGCUUUUUAUUCACAUAUUUAUCUAUGAUCUAUUUAAUUUCAUUACUCUUUGAAAAUUAGAGAAGGUAUCUUGUGAUUAAUCUAGUAAAGUAAAAUAAUUCUUGUAAAAUGUUGGACAAUUUGAUUACAGACAAACCUGUGACAAUAUUAACACAUUUUCUUAUUUUUUUAAUAAAUGAAAAUGUAGUCACAUUAA
Etheostoma spectabile (orangethroat darter) is the source of this 1561-nucleotide messenger RNA. RefSeq names its product family with sequence similarity 81 member B (gene fam81b). The transcript has 8 exons. The record is from RefSeq and is a predicted model, not a curated record. Lineage: Eukaryota; Metazoa; Chordata; Actinopteri; Perciformes; Percidae. Bases 207 to 1283 code for a protein of 358 amino acids.